AUGUGGUGGCACACAUUCAAUCAUGCAUCCCCUCGCAUCCCCUCCUCUCCCCUCGCAUCCCCUCCUCUCCCCUCGCAUCCCCUCCUCUCCCCUCGCAUCCCCUCCUCUCCCCUCGCAUCCCCUCCUCUCCCCUCGCAUCCCCUCCUCUCCCCUCGCAUCCCCUCCUCUCCCCUCGCAUCCCCUCCUCUCCCCUCGCAUCCCCUCCUCUCCCCUCGCAUCCCCUCCUCUCCCUUCGCAUCCCCUCCUCUCCCCUCGCAUCCCCUCCUCUCCCCUCGCAUCCCCUCCUCUCCCCUCGCAUCCCCUCCUCUCCCCUCGCAUCCCCUCCUCUCCCCUCGCAUCCCCUCCUCUCCCCUCGCAUCCCCUCCUCUCCCCUCGCAUCCCCUCCUCUCCCCCUCGCAUCCCCUCCUCUCCCCUCGCAUCCCCUCCUCUCCCCUCGCAUCCCCUCCUCUCCCCUCGCAUCCCCUCCUCUCCCCUCGCAUCCCCUCCUCUCCCCUCGCAUCCCCUCCUCUCCCCUCGCAUCCCCUCCUCUCCCCUCGCAUCCCCUCCUCUCCCCUCGCAUCCCCUCCUCUCCCCUCGCAUCCCCUCCUCUCCCCUCGCAUCCCCUCCUCUCCCCUCGCAUCCCCUCCUCUCCCCUCGCAUCCCCUCCUCUCCCCUCGCAUCCCCUCCUCUCCCCUCGCAUCCCCUCCUCUCCCCUCGCAUCCCCUCCUCUCCCCUCGCAUCCCCUCCUCUCCCCUCGCAUCCCCUCCUCUCCCCUCGCAUCCCCUCCUCUCCCCUCGCAUCCCCUCCUCUCCCCUCGCAUCCCCUCCUCUCCCCUCGCAUCCCCUCCUCUCCCCUCGCAUCCCCUCCUCUCCCCUCGCAUCCCCUCCUCUCCCCUCGCAUCCCCUCCUCUCCCCUCGCAUCCCCUCCUCUCCCCUCGCAUCCCCUCCUCUCCCCUCGCAUCCCCUCCUCUCCCCUCGCAUCCCCUCCUCUCCCCUCGCAUCCCCUCCUCUCCCCUCGCAUCCCCUCCUCUCCCCUCGCAUCCCCUCCUCUCCCCUCGCAUCCCCUCCUCUCCCCUCGCAUCCCCUCCUCUCCCCUCGCAUCCCCUCCUCUCCCCUCGCAUCCCCUCCUCUCCCCUCGCAUCCCCUCCUCUCCCCUCGCAUCCCCUCCUCUCCCCUCGCAUCCCCUCCUCCCCCUCGCAUCCCCUCCUCCCCCCUCGCAUCCCCUCCUCCCCCCUCGCAUCCCCUCCUCUCCCCUCGCAUCCCCUCCUCUCCCCUCGCAUUCCCCUCCUCUCCCCUCGCAUCCCCUCCUCUCCCCUCGCAUCCCCUCCUCUCCCCUCGCAUCCCCUCCUCUCCCCUCGCAUCCCCUCCUCUCCCCUCGCAUCCCCUCCUCUCCCCUCGCAUCCCCUCCUCUCCCCUCGCAUCCCCUCCUCUCCCCUCGCAUCCCCUCCUCCCCCCUCGCAUCCCCUCCUCCCCCCUCGCAUCCCCUCCUCCCCCCUCGCAUCCCCUCCUCCCCCCUCGCAUCCCCUCCUCCCCCCUCGCAUCCCCUCCUCCCCCCUCGCAUCCCCUCCUCCCCCCUCGCAUCCCUCCUCCCCUCCCCCCCUCGCAUCCCCUCCUCUCCCCUCGCAUCCCCUCCUCUCCCCUCGCAUCCCCUCCUCUCCCCUCGCAUCCCCUCCUCUCCCCUCGCAUCCCCUCCUCUCCCCUCGCAUCCCCUCCUCUCCCCUCGCAUCCCCUCCUCUCCCCUCGCAUCCCCUCCUCUCCCCUCGCAUCCCCUCCUCUCCCCUCGCAUCCCCUCCUCUCCCCUCGCAUCCCCUCCUCUCCCCUCGCAUCCCCUCCUCUCCCCUCGCAUCCCCUCCUCUCCCCUCGCAUCCCCUCCUCUCCCCUCGCAUCCCCUCCUCUCCCCUCGCAUCCCCUCCUCUCCCCUCGCAUCCCCUCCUCUCCCCUCGCAUCCCCUCCUCUCCCCUCGCAUCCCCUCCUCUCCCCUCGCAUCCCCUCCUCUCCCCUCGCAUCCCCUCCUCUCCCCUCGCAUCCCCUCCUCUCCCCUCGCAUCCCCUCCUCUCCCCUCGCAUCCCCUCCUCUCCCCUCGCAUCCCCUCCUCUCCCCUCGCAUCCCCUCCUCUCCCCUCCCGUCCCCUCCUCUCCCCUCCCGUUCCCUCCUGUCCCCUCCCCUCCCCUGCCCGUCCCUCCCCUCCGAUCUCUCCACCUCCAUCGCUCCCAUCCUAUCCCAUCUCUCCCUCCUCCCUCCCAUCCCUCCCCUUGCUCCGCAGAUGGCGGUGGAUAAUACAUCAAGGGAUGAGAUGAGAAGCUUGAUCUGUAUCUCAACAUCUCCUUCCCCUCCUCUCCGUCCCCUCCCCUCCCUCCCGUCCCUCCCCUCCCCUCCCUUCCCCUCCCUCCUCUCCCUUCCCUCCUCUCCCCUCCCUUUCCUCCUCUCCCCUCCCCUCCCUUCCCCUCCCUCCCAUCCCGUCCCGUCCCUCUCUUCCCUUUCCCUACGCUACCCUCCCCUUUCCCUUGCCCCGCAGAUGGCAGUGGACAAGACGCCAAGGGACGAGAAGCUCGAUGUGUAUCUCAACAUCUCCUUCCCCUCCCUGCCCUGCAACGGUGAGCGCAGCAGCGUUGACAUGCCUCUCUUCCCCAACCCUCUCCUUAAUCCCUUCCCUUGUUGUCUCCUUUCGUCCUGCCCUGCAGUGGUAUGCUUCCCACCUGUCCCCAUCCUUCUCCCCUCCCCUCCUUCCCACCAGUCCUCUCCGCUCCACUUUUUUCGCCUUCCGUUGUCCUAUUUCGCUUUUGCAAGUUCUCUGAUCAGUCUCGAUGCGCUGGACAUGUCGGGCAACCAUGAGGUGGACAUUGCAACAAACAUGUACAAGGACCCCUUCUCCCUCCUCUCCCUCCCCCCCUUCUCCCUCCACUCCCUCCCUUCCCCCCCCACUCCCCCCUCCCACCCUCUCCCCCCCCCUCAGAUUCGUCUGGACCGCCAUGGCCAGUUGGCAGACUCGCGGUGGCUCAAGGACCCCACAGGGGCAUGGCGACAGAGCAAGGGCAAGAAGCGCAAAGUUGGGGCAGACACGCGUGUGCUAUAUCUGAGAGGCAAGUCAUGCACAGACUCCCCUUCCCCUCCCCGUUCCCCUCUUACCACAGGACACACACAUGGACACACUCACGGAAAAUCUCCCACACCCCACCACGGGCAUGGGCAUGCACACGGGUACGGGCAGGCACACGUGGCAGGGGGGAAGAAGGGGAAGGCUGGGGAGGGGCAGCAGGAGGAGGAUGAGGAGGAGGAGGACGAGGAGGAGGCAGUGGGGCUGGAACAGAUGGUGCUGGAUGUGCAGAAAGCCAUGGCAGCAGGGGAGGGGUGUCAGGUAGGUGGAGUGUGUUGUGGGGGAGGUGGCAGGUGUGUGCGUAUGUGCGUUGGUGUGGGAGAGGGAGGGCAUGGAGGGGGGGGAGGCGGUGGGGCUGGACGUGCAGAAAGCCAUGGCUGCUGGGGUAUGGGGUGGGUGGCAGGUGUGUGGGGUGGGUGGCAAGUGUGUCUAUGUGCGGUGGCAUGUGAACUGUACGGCCAUCUCGCAGUGGAGAGGGUGGCAGGCAACUUCCAUGUCUCGGUGCACGGCCAGUCGUACCUUGUGUUGCAGCAGGUCUUCUCAUCAGUGGGCGAUGUGAACGUCUCUCACGUCAUCCACUCCCUCGGUUUCGGAGUGCCUUAUCCCGGCCGCCUCAACCCUCUAGACGGAUUUGUCCGCAUCCUGCCGCCCCUCAAGGAGGGGGAGGACCCUGCCCGCUCCAGUGGCACUUUCAAAUACUUCCUCAAGGUGGUGCCCACGCGCUUCCGCUUCUGGCACGGAGGCUUUGUGAAGACGAACCAGUACUCUAUCAGUGAAUACUUCACUCCCUCCUCUCCACAGUCCAACGCACUGCCAGGUGUGAACGCCACUGGCCAUUUCAACCUCCAUUACACCAUAGUUAUUCGUAACAUCACUACUGCCUCCUCCGUCCCCGAUACAAUCACACUCGUUAAGAGCAGCACUGCCUGUAACAACUCCGCCCCCACGCUCUUCUCCUUCCCUGUUGCCGCCGACGAAUGGGAGCUCGCCAACUCAACGGGCGGCCCCGCCAGGUGGGGUCUGUACACCACCGUUACUGUAGCUCGGCUCUUUGACACCUUAGAGGAUGUCGAUGCUGCUACUAUCGAGGAUAUUCUGGCCAGCGUUCCCAAUGCUACAGUGCCUGGGGACUGGGGUAACGGUGUAACCGGAUGGGGCCAGGGGUAUGGUCCUGGAAAUGGUAACGGAUAUGGAAACGGUAAUGUGCGGAGGUUUGGUGUGAGUAGUGGCAGUGUGGGGAAGAGGGUAGAGCAGCGGGGGAGGGGGUUGUGGGAGGUGGCAGAUGCAUGGUUCAAGAGCCUGUUUGCGGCUAAGGGAGUGGAGGAGGGGAGGGAGGAGAGCAGGGAGGAGGGGAGUGAGGAGGGGGGUGUUAGUGGUGGUGAUAGUGGGCCCUUGCUGGGGGUGUUCCUCUGCGGUGAUGAAUGGAUGCUGUUUGGGAGUAAUGGAGUGGGUGCUGCUGUGAGAGAGCAGUGGAGUGGGUGGGCUCUUGCUGUUGGUAGUGGGGGGAUGAUGAAUGUUUCCCUGUCCCCCCCCCCCCCCCCCCCCCCCCCCCUCCCCCUCCCCCCAGCUUCUCAAGCACACGCCCCCUUCCCAAAGAUCUCCGCCGUCCGUGUGGCUCUGGAGGUGCUGGGACCGCAGUACGAGAACAACUUCGUCGUCGAGCCGUUCGUCCAAAACUCUGCAUGCGACGCCGAAGUUGCCGCUCAGGCUGCACAGCGACUAGUAUACACGAACGUGGUCGGCGUGGUGGGUCCGGCGUGCUCCGAAGCCGUGAAGGGCGCGAACCCCGUGCUCAAGGCGGCCGGAAUUCCGUUCGUCUCGUUUGCUGCUACUGCCGACGGGUUCUCCAGCGACGUCGAGUACCCCACCUUCUUCCGCACUGUCUUCCCUGACGCGGACCAAGCGACGGCCAUCGUUUCAGUGAUCGAGCACUUCAACUUCGACCAGAUUCACCUCUUCUAUUCGGACGAGAUUUAUGGCACCUCUCUCGCAAAGGGCAUCAAGAACAUUCUGAGCGGCAAGCGCGUGGUGCAGCCGAUCAAGGUGCCGUACCCCGUCGACCCCACGGCCCUCGACCAGUACUUCGCCAACAUGAAGCCCAGCAACGCGUCCGUCUGCGUCUUCGCCACGCUGCCCAACGUCGCGGAGGCCCUGUGGGAGACGGCGUUCCGCCUGGGCCAGACAAAGUUCCCGUACUGGUACCUGGGAGCUGAUGGCGCCGUUGCGUUUGACCUUGUUGGCGAAGGCAAGGACCUUACCAACCUCACUCACGCCCUCCAGGGAGAAAUCGGCGUCGGGCCUUACAAGGGCAACUACCAUCCGCGCACGUCCCCCUUCAACCAGUUCAAGGACUUCUGGGCCACCAAGACGCACGAGGAGUACCCUGGCCUGCUCACACUCGAUGCCUCCCCCCGGUUCACUGAAGCCCGUGCCUACGUCACCAACCUGAUUGAUUCCAUUUGGGCAUUCUUUGAAGCUUUCAAGACGAUUGUUGUCGACCAAGGCAAGGAGGUGACGGCGCCACUGCUGCUGGACUGCUUCCGAGGCAUCCCCUCGCAGUGCAUCGCCUUCAAUGGCGCCUCUGGCACCGUCUCCUUCAACAGCACCACGGGCGAGAGGCAGACAGAGGUGUCUGCGCCCCAAUAUGGAUUCUACAACCUCAUUGACGUCACAUGGAAGGAGAAGAGCAAGUGGGUGCUGGGCAGCUACAAGAUCAACCCCAACCUGGACUACAUUGAGCGCCCGGGCCCUCUCCCGGCCAGCUGGAAAACGGAUCUCAUGAAGCAGAUUGCCGCCCAGCCUGCUGUCAUCCCGGCCGGCAUCGACAAGUCGCAGCCUGUUUCGGAUACUUUCGACACCCUGCCCGGCGCCAAGGAGAAGGAUUACAAUACCACCACUACCAAGGCCCCGGCACCGUCCGGUGGUGGUGGCGGGCCGAGCACGGGAGCCAUUGUUGCUCUUGUGCUGGUCAUUAUCGUAGCAGUGGGAGUGCUCGGAUAUGGUGGAUGGUACUGGUACAACCGCAACUAUCGCCACCCCGAGCACCAGACAUUCGUUCGCAUGCUUUAG
Closterium sp. Naga37s-1 is the source of this 6141-nucleotide messenger RNA. The record is from the annotation of a GenBank genome assembly. Lineage: Eukaryota; Viridiplantae; Streptophyta; Zygnematophyceae; Desmidiales; Closteriaceae.